AUGCCCCGAGGUCCACUGCGGGUGGUCGACCCGAUCAUCGAAAGGCUACCCGUCGUAGGCGUCGUGGUGCUGUUGAUAUGGACGUACUACGCCUACGUGAUCUUGCUCUGCGGCAGACUGGUCGAGAACGACGGGCUCCGUGCGUUGCUGGUGGUCACCUUCCACGCGCUGUUCCUGCUUUGCGCCUGGUCGUUCGUCUACACGACACUCGCCGGCGCAGGGCGUAUCCCGGCAUACUUCAGUCUCAGCAUCGACGAGAGACAGCGGCUGGACGCGCUCACGGACUUCGACGAGCGGCGGCUGUACCUGGACGAGCUGGGCGACAAGCGGGGCGUCCUGACGCUGGGCAUGGACGGCCGCGUGCGCUACUGUGCCGAAUGUCAGCGCAUCAAGCCCGACCGAUGUCACCACUGCUCCUGGUGCAGAAGGUGCCUGCUCAAAAUGGACCACCACUGCCCGUGGUUCAACAACUGCGUCUCCUUCACCACCCAAAAGUCGUUCCUGCUCACUCUGGUUUACUCCUCUCUGCUGGCCGGUUUCGUGGCGGCCACCUCCGUCAUACACGCCGUCCUCGCGUGGUUCGACCCGGGCCUCUCGUUUGCCACGAUCAACGUCAGCGCACUCGUCGUCGGCGGCAUCUACCUAUCGAUCGGCCUCGGCAGCUUCUUCUACUUUCACUUGUGCAACGUGUACCGCAACGUGACCACGCUCGAGCACAUGCGUGCGACAAUGUUCAGGGAGGCCGAGGACUCGUUCGACAUCGGCCUCGCCAAGAACAUCGAGCAGUGGCAUCCAUAG
Molecule: messenger RNA, 798 nt
Organism: Dermacentor silvarum
Lineage: Eukaryota; Metazoa; Arthropoda; Arachnida; Ixodida; Ixodidae
Product: palmitoyltransferase ZDHHC2
Exons: 4
Coding region: 1-798 (265 amino acids)
Biological process (GO): peptidyl-L-cysteine S-palmitoylation; protein targeting to membrane
Cellular component (GO): endoplasmic reticulum; Golgi apparatus
Molecular function (GO): protein-cysteine S-palmitoyltransferase activity
Source: RefSeq, a predicted model, not a curated record